AACGCGUUGUAACUAUCUCAUGCUUGUAUACUGUGCCAAGCUGUGAACAUAAAGCUUCGUGCCUUAAAUUGUAGCCAGGUGAAUCUAGUUUGGGUGAUUUGAGUGCGGCCGAGGGUGGGUAACUCCCCAACCGUCAGAGCUGUGUGUAAGGUUAGAGAGCGAAUUAGGAGCUAAUGCUGCUCAGCUGCGUGGUGCUGCUCGGGUGCUGAGGGGCCAGCGGACACGUGCGUCAGUUAAGCCUGCAGGAGAAUGGCGGACGAAGCAAGAGGGGCAGAGCUUCUGAGCUCCUGUCUGUGGAAGUUUGAGAGUCUUUUGGCCUUCUGGUUUCAUCUCUGCUUGCACAGCAGCACACGAGGUAUGAACACAAGCAAGAGUGAGACAGUGAAAGAGCAUCCAUUAAAACCCUCCAGAAGAUCUAUGCCAUGCCUUGCCCAGAGCCAAACACAUCCUCAGAGUCUGAGCAAGCAUUCAUCAUUUCUGCAGCCAAGCCGUGUGCAGCCACAGCCCCGGCCUCAGCCUCUAAGUGCAGGGACAUCUACAGCUACAGUGGAUGUAGUGUCAGAACGAGCUAAAGUGGUGGAGACUUUGGAAAACAACUUGAUGAAGCUGUCUAAUACAGAAUACAGUGAUCCAUUUUUAGGAAAGGACAAAGACACAUACACAGAUGAUUCAGAACACGGCAAUUAUGAUGCUCGUACAGAUCAGUCCCGGCUCAUACAGAACAAGCUUACCAGGCAGAAAACAGAGCCUCGGACCAAGUCAUCUUUAAAGGCCAGUGCCAUGGCGUCGUCAGGCCUCUUCUUCAAAGACGGCAAGAAACGCAUUGAUUACAUCUUGGUCUACAAAAAGUCCAGUCCACAGGUAGAAAAAAGAAGCACAUUUGAGAAGAAUUUGAGAGCAGAAGGGUUGAUGUUAGAACGAGAGCCAGCUGUUACGAACAGUGAUAUCAUGUUUGUUAAAAUUCACUGCCCAUGGGAGACCCUGUGCAAGUAUGCAGAAAGGAUGAACAUCAGGAUGCCUUUCAGGAAAAAAUGUUAUUACACUGACUGGAGGAGCAAAACCAUGGGCAGUUUGCAGAGGAACAUGAGAGAGCUGAAAAGUUGGUUGCCCAGAAACCCAAUGAAGCUCGAUAAGGAGGCCCUACCUGAUCUGGAAGAAACAGAUUGCUACACAGCACCCUUUAGCCGAGCACGUAUCCACCAUUUUACCAUAAACAACAAGGACAGCUUCUUCAGCAAUUCCACCAGAAGUAGAAUUGUGCAUCACAUGCUGCAGAGAACCAAGUAUGAAGAUGGAAAAUCCAAAAUGGGCAUUAAUAGGCUACUAAACAAUGGAACCUAUGAGGCAGCAUUUCCACCACAUGAGGGAAGCCACAAGAGCAGGCAUCCCAUCAAAACACACGGAGCUCAGAAUCACAGACACCUCUUAUACGAGCGCUGGGCACGCUGGGGAAUGUGGUACAAAUACCAACCUCUUGAUUUAAUCAGGCGAUAUUUUGGAGAGAAGAUUGGACUGUAUUUUGCCUGGUUGGGUUGGUACACUGGAAUGCUUAUUCCUGCUGCACUGGUUGGGCUCUUUGUUUUCCUUUAUGGAUUAUUUACAAUGGAUUCCAGCCAAGUAAGCAAAGAGAUCUGCGAGGCAAAUGACACCAUCAUGUGCCCUAUGUGUGAACGCAAUUGCACGCUGCAAAAACUCAACGAGAGCUGCAUAUAUGCCAAGGUUACACAUCUAUUUGACAAUGGAGGGACUGUCUUCUUUGCUAUCUUCAUGGCAAUUUGGGCUACAGUCUUCCUGGAGUUUUGGAAGAGGCGGAGAGCUGUAUUAACAUAUGACUGGGACUUGAUAGACUGGGAAGAUGAAGAGGAAGAGCUACGGCCCCAGUUUGAAGCUAAAUAUUCCCAAGUGGAGAGAGUAAAUCCCAUCACAGGAAAACCAGAACCUUUUCAGCCUUUCCCUGACAAGCUCAGUCGACUGAUGGUGUCUGUCUCAGGAAUAUUCUUCAUGAUCUCCCUGGUCCUCACGGCGGUGUUUGCAGUCGUGGUGUACCGCCUGGUAGCCAUGGAGCAGUUUGCCUCUUUCAAGUGGUAUUUCAUCAAGAAGUAUUGGCAGUUUGCAACGUCUGGCACUGGAGUCUGUAUCAAUUUUAUGAUCAUCAUGUCACUCAACGUGGUGUAUGAGAAGGUUGCCUAUCUCCUGACAGACUUAGAGCACCCUAGAACAGAAUCUGAAUGGGAAAACAGCUUUGCCCUGAAAAUGUUCCUCUUCCAGUUUGUCAACUUGAACAGCUCCAUCUUCUACAUUGCCUUUUUUCUUGGCAGAUUUGCAGGCCGCCCAGGAAAGUACAACAAGCUUUUUAAUAGAUGGAGACUGGAAGAGUGUCAUCCCAGUGGCUGCUUGAUAGAUCUGUGCUUGCAGAUGGGAGUUAUUAUGGUCUUAAAACAAAUGUGGAACAACUUCAUGGAACUGGGCUACCCCUUAUUACAGAAUUGGUGGGCACGGCGCAAAAUGAAGAGAGGAGGGCAACUGAUGGAGCAAAAGAUUUCUCUGCCUCAGUGGGAAAAAGAUUGGAAUCUGCAGCCAAUGAAUCUCCACGGUUUAAUGGACGAAUAUUUGGAGAUGGUUUUGCAGUUUGGCUUUACCACCAUUUUCGUUGCUGCCUUCCCACUGGCACCUCUCCUGGCGCUGCUCAACAACAUCAUAGAGAUAAGGUUAGACGCGUACAAGUUUGUCACGCAGUGGCGAAGACCCAUGCCUGCAAGAGCAACAGAUAUAGGUAUCUGGUAUGGGAUUCUGGAAGGGAUUGGAGUUCUGGCUGUCAUCACCAAUGCCUUUGUUAUUGCCAUUACUUCUGAUUACAUUCCACGUUUUGUCUAUGCAUACAAAUAUGGUCCUUGUACAGACCAAGGUUACAGACAAGAAAAAUGCUUAAAAGGAUAUGUCAACAGCAGCUUAUCAGUGUUUGAUCUGAGUGAACUUGGGAUGGGAUACUCAGGUUACUGCCGGUAUAGAGAUUACAGAGCCCCACCGUGGAGCUCAACUCCAUAUGAAUUCACUUUGCAGUUCUGGCACGUCCUGGCAGCACGGCUGGCCUUCAUCAUUGUGUUUGAGCACCUUGUAUUUGGAAUAAAGUCUUUCAUUGCCUACCUGAUUCCAGACAUGCCCAAAGACUUGUGCGACAGAAUGAGGAGAGAGAAAUACCUAGUGCAGGAAAUGAUGUAUGAGGCUGAACUGGAGCAUUUGCAGAGAGAAAGGAAAAAGAAUGGGAAGCAGUAUCACCAUGAAUGGCCUUAGUCACUACCAUGCUGCAACUGAAAACACUCUCUGGAAAUCGAAGAGUACAGUUACAAAGCGAAGCCAGAGCCUGGCGUCGGCGUGUUGGACUCACGGUGUAUAUAUGUUCUUGCUUGGCAGUGCAGCUGCAGGCUUUGGUGGGAACUGGAGGAUAGAAGCUUCCAAUGAAGAAAAUGAAAAGCCUUACUUGUAACUGGUAUGUGGUGAGCACCAAGGAGCACUGGCACUCAGGAAUGUGCAGAUGGAAAAUUCGGACGCUCUGGCUUGUAAAAAGGCAAUGAAUUUCCCUGCUGUUUGUGAAGACACUGACAGCAUAAAGAAAAUCAAAUGUUACCUGUGAACUUAUACAGUAAGGGCAUGACUAAACCCAACUUCUGUGCUAGCCACUACUACUACUACAGCUUCUGAUUGCUCAGCUCCAUCUGUAAUGCCUCUGAAGAAAAGAGCAAUUGUUGCCUUUGUGGACAUAACUUGAUUUAAAUGAUCUUUCAGGCUUACUGUUUCGUCAGGUUUGUCCUAGUCUCUCGUUGAGAUUGUGGAUGUGGUCCUACCCUAAAAAUGGGGUCUAUGGCUGCUUAAUAUAUACUAUGCAGUUUAAGAUUUGCACAUCAGCAUCAUUCAUUUCUCCUUCUAGUUGAAAACCAAAAAUUGUAAAUUCAAAGAGAAAGCAGCAACACUAAGAGAACGCAUCACAGUGCCCACAUUGCAGCUAGGUUGGAAAAUGACCUGCCUGUCGAGUUGCCUCUCCACUUUGGUGUGCAGAAAGGCCACCUCCACACGCUUCCAGGAAGAAAGAGCUGUCAUUUUCAUGCUCUGAUGUAGCAUGCAGAUGUCUUAACUGUGUUACAGUUCCCUUUGACCUGUCUGGGCAAUGAUUCCAUGACUUCACAGAAUGCUAACUUGAAAUAUUCUCAUGCAGUGACUUUGUCCUAGAUAUACAAUUAACUCUAUAGUAUGCAAGCUUCUGCAGAUAUAUAUAUAUCAGACAUCCAGUAUAGCAUUGUGACUUGCUCGUUCAGGGAAGGAGAAGCAGAGCACUUUAUAGCAAUGCUCUUCUUAUUGUAAUAGUAAAUGUUCCAGUCAUGUGCACUUCUUUUAUUGGCCUAAAUAAGUCAAAAGCAUGGGAGUUAAAUACAGGCAGAUGUAUAAAGGUUGUAUAUAGAUGCACACACAUGCAGUGGUUACUUUUAGAUUUUUUUAUCAUUAUUUGUAUGCCUUCUUACAGUUUUGGAGGGGGAGGGUGGGGCUUUUUGGAUAAAAUCACUAUAAAAAGUAGAUGUUCAUGUAAAGAGCCAAAUUUCAGUUUUUAUCUGCAGACAUCAGUGUUGCUUAUAGUUACAGUCACAUUUUGGUGAUGAAAUUGUCUACUUACUGACAUUUUGUGAUGCAGGAGAAGAUAAGCACUUAACUGAAGCAAGUGAGCAGCAUCCACUUGCAGAGGAGGGAGUGGAGAAACAGCUGCGAACUUCCUGUUUCUCUUGUAUGAUUUUAUAUCAGGUGAGAAAAUGCUAGACCAAGGAUUCAGCAAAGCACAGUAACUAUAAAAGCUGCACAUUUGAGCAUUGUUUGUAGAGAUAAAGAGGCAGCAAAAUCACUGCUGACAGAUAGGAAGAGAUCUGAAUUGUUGGUACUUAAAAUACCCUGUUGAAUCAGAAAGUGUGAUUCCAGUAUUCACUUUCACCUAUUAGCACAAGCAUUUUGUUUUAUUAUGCCUUAUAGCAUUAAUGUUAAGAGUCAGGAGCCCAUCCAAGUGGAUGAGUAUGGUCUAUUUUAUCCAGACCUUAAGUUCUUUACUCAUUUUACUGUAUUCAUGAGAUUUCUUCAUUAAUUCCAGCUCUUUGUGACCAGACAAGGCAACCAUAACAGUAUCUACAGUAUUGCACAGAGGAAGAAAGGAAGUGGAAGGUAUGGUCUGAUCAGAUAUCUUAGCACUUAGUUCUGUCGUAAAGGGCUGGUAGAACUCAGCUUCCCAUCAUUUGGAAACACUCUUGGUUCUUUCAUACUUUGGGCUGUGCAUUAAGUUCUCCAAAGAGUCCUUAACAGAAAUAAGUAAUGGCCUCUCCUCACUACUUAGAGAAUCACUCUGUUUGGUUUCAUUUCUGGUCUCUCUGUUCCAUGCUGUGGAAUACCAAGCACCAUUUGACAUCGUUAGCCUUGUGUCAUAGCUUCUGUAUCUGUGCCAUGUAGUGAUAGUACCUUCAGUUCUUCUAAGGGUCACAGAUGAGCUCUCUUUUUUAACCCUUUUCUCUAACAACAAAAUGCCUUGGCUGGCCUAAGGCAUAAAGACACAGGAUAAACUUAGAACUAUUGAUGGGUUGGUUUAUACUUCCUCUGUUUCUGCUGUGGAUAUUAACACAUAUCAGUACACACUUAGGCAAAUGCCCACUGAUGUGGGCAUUAACACACAUCAAUACACACUUAGGCAAAUGCCCACUGAUGUGGACAUUAACACACAUCAAUGCACACUUAGGCAAAUGCCCACUGAUGUGGACAUUAACACACAUCAAUACACACCUAGGCAAAUGCCCACUGAUGUGGACAUUAACACACAUCAAUGCACACUUAGGCAAAUGCCCACUGAUGUGGACAUUAACACACAUCAAUGCACACUUAGGCAAAUGCCCACUGAUGUGGACAUUAACACACAUCAAUACACACUUAGGCAAAUGCCCACUGAUGUGGACAUUAACACACAUCAGUGCACACUUAGGCAAAUGCCCACUGAUGUGGACAUUAACACACAUCAAUGCACACCUAGGCAAAUGCCCACUGAUGCGGGCAUUAACACACAUCAAUGCACACUUAGGCAAAUGCCCACUGAUGUGGACAUUAACACACAUCAAUGCACACUUAGGCAAAUGCCCACUGAUGCGGACAUUAACACACAUCAAUGCACACUUAGGCAAAUGCCCACUGAUGUGGGCAUUAACACACAUCAAUGCACACUUAGGCAAAUGCCCACUGAUGUGGGCAUUAACACACAUCAAUGCACACCUAGGCAAAUGCCCACUGAUGUGGGCAUUAACACACAUCAAUGCACACUUAGGCAAAUGCCCACUGAUGUGGCCAUUAACACACAUCAAUGCACACUUAGGCAAAUGCCCACUGAUGUGGACAUUAACACACAUCAAUACACACCUAGGCAAAUGUCCACUAAUAUGGACAUUAACACACAUCAAUACACACUUAGGCAAAUUCUAAUUGGGCUUUGAAAAUACACAAAAAUAUAUCAAACCCUGUUUGUAUUUGAUAUUUAGAUAUAUAGAUAUUAUUAAUGAUUUUAGAUGCUGAUGUAUCAGAGUAUAUAUUGAAUGCAAGUAUGUAGAGCUGACAUGGUGGAUUUUACACCCUGGAUCAUAGGAUGUUAGAGGUUGGAAGGAACCCAAAGAGAUCAUCCAGUCCAACCUCCCUGCCAGAGCAGGACAAUACAAUCUAACACAGAUCACACAGGAACACAUCCAGACAGGCCUUGGAAGUCUCCAGAGAAGGAGACUCCACAUCCUCUCUGGAGAGCCUGUUCCAGUGCUCUGUGACCCUCACAGUAAAGAAGUUCCCCCUUGCGUUGAGCUGGAACCUCUUUUGCUGCAACAAACCCUUUUUUGCUGGAAAAGCUCAGGAGUUUGGAGAAAUGCUGUGUGCAUUCCUUUAGUUUUGGAGGACAUCAUCAAUGCCUAAAGGUUUUGCCACUGUCUAGCCGUUUGCUUAAGCUGAGAGAAACUUCUCGCUAGCCUUUGUUGAGUAUGCUGUUUGCACUGACUGCACAUUACUGAAGUUUCAGGCACAUGCUGGUCUCAGGAAUAACGUAUUUGAGGACUGGUGAACGACCUUUUCAUAUCCUGAGUCUUGUCUUUCCAAACAAACGACCACUGUGGGUUGCCCGUGCAUGCAAACCGCGUUUGUGCGAUCUGGCGAAGCUUUAGGACUUCAACUUGUGCAAAAAAACGCUUUGGCUCGUUGCAGAUCUAACCUAUGACAACUUUUGCUCUAUGCAUGCACCCUUAGAGAGACUGCAUGAGCAAGUAGAUAUUUUGAAAUGCAAAAAGUUAGUCCAAAAUGUCUUCAUUUUUCCUAGCCAAAUUCCAUGUCUCAAUUCAGACAAAAGAAGUUUCCAUUUCAGAACCGUCCCAUCUUCAUCAUCCACAGCUCCUUUGGAAUCAGUUUUUUCAGUCUACAUUUGUGCCUAAUGUGAAUUCUGGGAACUCAAUAAAGGAGGGAGGGGGGAAAAGUUUUGCUUCAGUAGACAUCCCAAUGAGAGGGUCCUUCUUGGCUCUGUCUGCAGCGAUGCACUAAGAGCUCAGUGUUCACAACAGAGUUGCCCAAAGAGUGAGCACAGACUACCUGGUACCCUGCAACUCAGAUUCCUUACCAGAAAGACAGCAUAGUGCUCAGGCAUUUGGAAACAAGGCAAACCCCAUGGUGACUUCUUUUAUUCCACACUUUUUCCCCUUAUCCCUUCUUGUUGAAGCAUUACAGAGAAAAUUUAGAUGAACACUGAAGUUAAGACUGGUGAUGGCAAGGCUCAAAUUUCCAUAGCGAUGAUGGAGGUUAAGUGGAGUUUUGUCAGAUGUUUCUUCCUUCAUUAUUUCCAAACCACAUUGCCUGUUCUGUGCCCUUUGCCAACAGCAGCUUGUCUUAGAUUGUGUUCUGAGGAUCAGUUAGGCUCAGUUGUGUCCUCUGGAAGGCUCAAAAGAAAAGUGUUUGCAGGACUUAGUGAAAAUAGGUUAAUAGAUGUGUAACUUAAUGCAUAAAUUCAUACCUCUCCUGAGGUUUCCUUCGUGGAAGACUGUGCAGAAGGAAAAGCAUCUUGGGAAACACAGCUUUAGGAUGAGGGGAAAGCAGAGCUUUGGUGAUAUUUUAUUCUUAAUGUGCCAUUAAAAUGAGCAUUCUAACGUAAGUACUGCACAUCUGCUGGCUCCUUGCUGCAGCUUCUUCCACGGCAGACUCCAAGUGGAAGUGCUGCCAGAGAGAAUUCCUGGAGUCCAAGGCCAUUACCUGCAAGGGUCUGUCAUGAGACUUAGUAUCCUUUGCACUGUCACAGUUCAGUCAGGGGCAAAUUAGUAUAGACAUCUUUACAAAUAUCAUAUAGACUCAUAGAAGAGUUCAGGUUGGAAGGGACCUUAAAGAUCAUCUGGUUGCAACCCCACUGCCAUGGGCAGGGACACCUUCCACUAGAUCAGAUUGCUCAAGCCUUAAACACCUCCAGGGAGGGAGCAUUCAUGACCUCCCUGGGCUACCAGUUCCAGUGUCUCACCACCCACACUGUAAGGAAUAUCACUUAGUGAACUGAAAGUCAUCCAUGUCCAUAACUUGAAAAGAAGCAGUUUGGGUGUAAUUAGCUCCCAAGUGUUACAAAUUUUGAUUUCAAACUACCAGAAGUUAGAUAUUUUUUUUUAGGUACACUGGCAGUGGCCAUAUCAAAAAUAGUCAUUUUAUGCAAACAGCUAAAUAUGAAGGCAAUAAAAUCAAUGGAAAUUGAAUCACUUUUUUAAAUGAAGUGUUACAUGGGAGGAAAAAAAGGAGGGAAAUAAAAACAGUGGUAUCAGCAGUCACUUCCCAUGUACAGAGUACUUCCAGAAGCCUUUUGCAACCUCCUGAUGCUGCCUAUUUGGGGCUAAAGGUUGAAAUAAAUAUGCAGUCAGCCUGUCGUCAUAAUGUUUGUUUGGUGUUAGGGCUGGCCUUAUGAAUUCCAGCAGAAUUCCACCUUUAUAGACAGCCUGGUGGUUAUUUUCUUAGUUCCAAUGCAUACUUGGACUAAAAAGCAUGCAGUGACACUUUCUGAGAGUGCUCAAGUCAAUUUCAAACCUAAAUUCCCAUGGUGAAAAUCUCAGCAGCUUGUAACCAUGGUCAAGUCUUCUCAGACUCGACUUCAUGCUCACAAAGCUCAUGUUCUGCUGAGCUAAAACGCAGCAAGCCAGCAUGUGGAGGCUGAGGAUGAGCAAAGGGCUCUUCUUCACUUAAAGUUUCUUUUCUCCAGACUUCCCACAGGUUCUGCAAAAGAGGGGUUUGAAGAUUGAGCCUGAUAACAGCCCUCCUGAUCCUUUUUCUCCUCUGGCUCAUUCUUUGCUUGUCCUCAGUGGUUUAUUCAGUGAUGCCUUCUUGCUGAUGGUUCCAUUCCCAGGGCAGUUCAAUAACUGCAGAUAUUUCUUUUGCAGGCUGUCUCUGGGCAUCUCUAGCUGAGAAGCCAAAGCAGAAAGUGCACCAGUGCUGCUUUGUCUGGUGCUUUUUACGUGUUGGUUAUGCACUGAAAGGAGCAGUGCAAGGAAGCAUGAGGUGCAGCUGAUGUGUGUCCCUUUAGCUACCUUCCCAGGCACUGCAUUUUGCACUCCCUAGGUCCCUCCCUACAAGCAGCCACACAUCCCCAGUGCCCCACAUGCUCCUGGCAUUUUCCAGUGUAUAUAAUAGACUCAUACUGACAAUUUUUCUCUGAUGUUGACGUACCAGGAAUUGGUAUUGGCAUAACCAUUAUAGCACAGCAUGACCAUGACAGCACAAAGUUAGAAUGGCACAAGAAGAAACUGUAGAGAAAUCACUUCACUAUCCCAUGUUACACAGGGAACUAUUUUAAUCCAGGACUGGGAUUUAGUUUUGGAGUAUUAGUGGUGCAUUCCUUCCUGACUGCACUGGAAGUUGCUUUGUGUUAGUUCUGUUGGGUUCUAACUUUUGGCCAUAACUUCUGUAGUGUUCUCUGUAGUACAUUUUGAUUCUUAUUGCCAUGAGCUGGUUGUUGGAAUACUACUGGGUGAGAAAUUAGGAUUAGACCCAGCACAGUCUAAAGGUAAUGAGAUUCUGAACUGAGGAAAGGGUGAUUUUUCUCUGUUAAUAUUAAGGGGGGAAAUCAGAUCAGCUUUUUAUUUUGUGUUCUUUUUAGGUGACUCAGAGUUUUGUAUUGAAAAAAACCCCAAAUCUUCCAAGCUGUUGUCUCUGAUUUUUACCCUAGAGUAGUACCACUGAAAUUUCAGUUCUGUGAAGUAAUCUCAUGUAAAAUCUAACUGAAUAACAUAGCUCAAUCAGGUUUUUUUUUACUCUGAUAGUCCUGGCUACCUUGCAAUAUCAAGAUAGUAAGAGAUUUCUUAAAGUGUGUGUAUAUAUUUGAGACUUGUGUACUAUUUCAAUACAACUUGGUUUCUAAGUAAGGAGUAAGAAUAAAAUUGCAACUAUUUUUUCUAUUCAUAAAGGCACACUUUGUAAGUAACAUUUGAAACAGGAUUACAGCACCCCAGAGUGUUGCAGAGAAAUUGAGUUUCAUGCACUACAAGCUGCAAGUUCCUCUGGCCUGACAGCUUUUGGGUUCUUUUGUGGUUUAAGAUGACUUUUCCAAGCCCAGAACUAAAAGAAUUCACUGAGGACACAAAAGAUGUUGAUCUGAUAAACUGGUGUAAGACACUUUGGGCAUAAAUUUGUCUUGGAGAUGCUGUUUACUUUCUUGAGGUUUACAUGUACAAAUGCAACUACUUAACUGUAUCAUACACAUUUGAAUAUUGCUCUUUUUUUUUUUCCAGUAAUAAACUUGGAUAUCUUUGAAA
This is a messenger RNA of Pogoniulus pusillus (Red-fronted tinkerbird), 10814 nucleotides long. It is a transcript of the gene ANO3, whose product is annotated as anoctamin 3. Lineage: Eukaryota; Metazoa; Chordata; Aves; Piciformes; Lybiidae. Gene Ontology annotation, biological process: chloride transmembrane transport. The transcript has 27 exons. Gene Ontology annotation, cellular component: plasma membrane. Bases 250 to 3291 code for a protein of 1013 amino acids. Gene Ontology annotation, molecular function: chloride channel activity; protein dimerization activity. The record is from RefSeq and is a predicted model, not a curated record.